Fusarium keratoplasticum is the source of this 2109-nucleotide messenger RNA. Its product is annotated as Amine oxidase. The coding region runs from base 1 to 2109 and encodes 702 amino acids. Gene Ontology annotation, molecular function: quinone binding; copper ion binding; primary methylamine oxidase activity. The transcript has 2 exons. The record is from RefSeq and is a predicted model, not a curated record. NCBI's taxonomy places the organism in Eukaryota, Fungi, Ascomycota, Sordariomycetes, Hypocreales, Nectriaceae. Gene Ontology annotation, biological process: amine metabolic process.
AUGAUUGCAGACACCUCUUCUAUUGCCGGCUACACCAUCUUUCGGGAAGAGCCCAACGACGCCGCUCCCGAUCUGUCCAAUUCUCAGAAUUCGCAUCCUCUCGAUCCGCUAUCGAUUGAAGAGAUUCGCGCUGCGGCAAAGAUCAUCCGUGACUAUGCCAGCCCCAAGUCUCUCAAGUUCAACUGCCUCACUCUCCGUGAGCCCAAGAAGGCUGAAUAUGCCGCCUUUCGCGCCCGAACUGGCCCGCGACCUGCCCGCCGCGCUUUCGCCAUCGUGAUCGAGAAGGGUACCAGCAAGGUCUCCGAGGUUGUCGCCAACAUUGCCGAGUCCAAGGUCGAGGAGUGGAACGCCGUCUCAGAGGUCGGUCCCACCCUGACUCUUGAGGAUCUCGACGUCUGCGAGCGUGUCGCUCGUGCCGACCCUCGUGUCAUCAAGGCCUGCAAGGACAUUGGCAUCGACGACAUGUCCAAGGUCUUCCUUGAUGCUUGGGCUAUUGGCGUCGACAACCGAUGGGGAUUUGAGCGUCGUCUGCAGCAGGGUCUCGCCUACUACCGAGCUUCUCCCAACGACAACCAGUACGCUCACCCCCUCGACUUCUCCGUCGUCGUCGACACCGAGAAGGAAGAGGUCCUUACCGUCGACGUCCGCUACGUCAACGGAGAGCGCACCAAGGUGCCUCUCACCUCUCACAACUACAUGCCCGAGUUUAUCGGUGACAACUACAUUGACGGCACCCUCAAGCCCAUCAACAUCACCCAGCCCCAGGGCGUGUCCUUCCGCAUGCGCGGCAAUGAGAUCUCGUGGGCCGGGUACAAGAUGCACAUUGGCUUCAACUACCGCGAGGGUAUUGUUCUGUCCGACGUCCGCAUGGAGGAUCAGCACGAGCAGCGAGAGCGCACCCUGUUCAACCGCAUCAGUGUCGUCGAGAUGGUGGUUCCCUACGGUAACCCCGAGCCUCCUCACCACAAGAAGCACGCUUUCGACGUUGGUGAGUAUGGUACCGGUCUGAUGACCAACUCUCUCAAGCUGGGAUGUGAUUGCAAGGGUGCUAUCCACUAUCUCGACGCUGUCAUGGCUACUGGCGAGGGUGAUCCCGCCGUCAUCAAGAAUGCCAUCUGCAUUCACGAGGAAGACAACGGUCUCCUGUACAAGCACACCGACUACCGCGACGGAACCGUCAUCUCUGCCCGCGACCGCAAGCUCAUCAUCUCGCAAAUCAUCACCGCCGCCAACUACGAGUACGGCUUCUACCACACCUUCACCCUCGACGGCACCUACAAGCUCGAGAUCAAGCUGACGGGCAUGCUCAACACCUACUGCAUGCACCCCACCGAGGUUGCCGCCCCCUACGGCACCGAGGUCGCUCCCACCAUCAACGCCCACAACCACCAGCACAUCUUCUCCCUCCGAGUCGACCCCGAGGUUGACGGCCCCAACAACUCGAUCGUCCAGAACGAUGCCAUGCCUUCUGAGGCACCCGUCGGAUCCCCCGAGAACCCUUACGGAAACGGCUUCUACUGCAAGAACACGCCCCUCCGAACUUCCAAGGAGGCUGCUGUCAACUAUUGCCACGAGACCAGCCGCUCUUGGGCCAUCACCAACCCCAACAGCAUCAACCCCUCGGCCAAGAAGCCCGUGGCCUACAAGAUCCUCAACAACAACUGCCCCGGUCUGCUGGCUAAGCCUGGCAGCGUCGUCCACUCCCGCGCCGCCUUUGCCCGCAAGAGUCUCUGGGUCGUUCCCUACAAGGACUACGAGCUGUUCCCUGCCGGCGACUAUGUGUGCCAGUCCACCGGCGAGGAGAACCACCCUCACAACAGGACCAUCCUCGACUGGGUUGCCCGCGACGAGUCGAUCGAAAACACCGAUAUUGUCUGCUACAUCCAGUUCGGCCUCACCCACUUCCCCCGAACCGAGGACUUCCCCAUCAUGCCUGCCGAGCCCGUGAGCGUCAUGCUCCGCGCCGCCAACUUCUACCAGAAGAACCCGGGCCUGUGGGUUCCCCCCUCUGCCCUCUGCGUUGACGCCGCGUCUAAGGAUGCCUUUGGCUCCAAGGAGGAGGCUGCUCCCUCCUCUUGCUGUGCCACCAAGACGAUCCCCCGACUGUAA